UAGGCCUUAGUUGGUUUAGUCUUGAAGGGGUCAGUAAAUGAGACUCGUACUCGAAAGGAAUCUGUCCAUGCCAAAUUAAGACAGUUUGAAACAAUAUAAAACGAAUUAACAGAGAUCGGAGUGAGGCUAGAGGAGGCAAGAUGCCCCCCGUGUCUGGUAAUGGGGGUCUGAAGGAGACCAUCAGUGACUAUGUCUCCAACAACAAGGUUAUGAUCUUCAGUAAAACCACAUGUCCAUUCUGUAAGAAGGUGAAAGACUUGUUUAAGUCGAUGAAUGUAAGUUUUGAGGUGCUGGAAUUGGAUAAACAAGCUAAUGGAAGUGACAUACAGAAUGCUUUGUUAGAGAUUACAGGACAGAGGACAGUUCCUAACGUGUUUGUAGCAGGACAACAUUUAGGAGGAUGCGAUGAUACACUGAAGGCUCACAAGGAAGGAAGACUCCAGCAGAUGUUAAAUAUGGGAACUUCCUAUGAUUAUGAUCUAAUUGUUAUAGGUGGUGGAUCAGGUGGUUUGGCAGCCUCUAAGGAGGCAGCAGGCCUUGGAAAGAAGGUGGCUGUAUUUGAUUUUGUCAAACCAACUCCAAUAGGAACAACCUGGGGUUUGGGAGGGACUUGUGUCAAUGUUGGAUGUAUCCCUAAGAAGCUGAUGCAUCAGGCUGCUAUAUUAGGACAUGGACUCCAGGAUGCCCGUAACUUUGGAUGGGAAGUCCCAGAAAAUGUUAAACAUAAUUGGACAACAAUGAAGGAUGCCAUUCAGGAUUACAUUGGAUCCCUAAACUGGGGAUACAGGGUCCAGCUGAGGGACAAAAAGGUGGACUACCACAAUGCUUAUGCCGAGUUCAUAGAUGAACACACUAUCAAGGCUGUGAAUAAGAAAGGCCAGGAGAUAAAGAAGACAGCCAAUCAUUUUGUCCUAGCUAUGGGGGAGAGACCCCGAUACCCAGACAUCCCAGGGGCCAAGGAAUAUGGAAUCACUAGUGAUGAUCUGUUUUCCCUGCCAUACUGUCCUGGGAAAACACUACUAGUGGGAGCUUCCUAUGUAUCCUUGGAGUGUGGGGGCUUUCUUCAUGCCCUGGGGCUUAAUGUCACCAUUAUGGUCCGGUCCAUCCUGCUUCGAGGAUUUGACCAGCAGAUGGCAGAGAAGAUUGGAGAUUACAUGGAACAGGAGGGGAUCAACUUCAUAAGGCCCUGUGUGCCUACCAAGAUUGAAAAGCUAGAGGAUGGUAAGCCUGGGAAAUACAGGGUAACAGGGAAAUAUGAAGAUGGAAUGGAGUUUACUGAUGAAUUUAACACUGUGAUAUUUGCAAUUGGAAGAGAUCCAUGUACAUCAAGCAUUGGUCUGGAAAAAGUGGGAGUUAAAACGAACAAGAAUGGGUUUAUCCCUGUGGAUGAGGAGGAGAAUACCAAUGUGUCCAAUAUCUACGCUAUCGGGGACAUCUGUGAGGGGAAGCCUGAGCUGACUCCUGUAGCGAUUCAGGCCGGAAAACUCCUGUCAAAUAGACUGUAUGGGCUCAGUAAGGAACUGACUGAUUACAUCAAUGUGCCAACCACAGUUUUCACCCCCCUAGAGUAUGGCUGUAUUGGUUACUCAGAGGAAGACGCCAUCAAAAAGUUUGGGGAGGACAAACUUGAGGUUUAUCACACCAACUUCUGGCCUCUGGAGUGGACAGUGGCCAAACGACCAGAGAAUUCCUGCUAUGCUAAACUCAUCUGCCUCAUUCCUGAAAAGGAGAGGGUAAUUGGCUUCCAUGUAUUAGGUCCCAAUGCAGGGGAGGUGACACAGGGAUUUGCAGUGGGGAUGAGACUAGGGGCUAAGAAGUCUGACUUUGAUGCCACUAUUGGAAUCCAUCCUACUUGUGCAGAGACCUUUACUACAAUGAACGUGACCAAGAGAAGUGGAAUGGACACUCAACAGUCGGGCUGCUGAGGUUAAACCCUGCCGCUGGACCAGCAAGCUCUAACCCCCACCCCAGGCCAAACUCUAGACUGUAAAACCCCCAGAACAAACUGUAGACUUAAAUACAUUCUUCAUACUAAUACACUUUGCUCUGUCAUCUCAUAUCUACUUAAACAAAUCUGGAUAUGGUUGAUGAUAGUAAUUGCACAUACAUGUAUCUUGUGAUAAGCUUGUUGUAAAAUGAGUAGGAUGUUACAUUGGAGAAUUUCAAUAGUAAAAACAGACAUUGAGCCACAAAAUGAGUGUACUAUGCAAUAUCUGUAUUGUUAUACAGAUAUUGCAUAGUACAUAUGUUUAAUUUACAGAUAUUCAUUUGCUAAUCAAUCGGAGUAGAUAUAAUUUUUGUCAUUUUAGUUUAGAAAAAAUAAUAUUAGAUUAUCUGUUUAUUCAAGAAGGAAAAUCAUGCUUUAAUUAUCAGGAAGAAAAUCUUGGAUCAUAUAUGUCAAAGAAUUUUGAUAUUAACAUGUAUUCUUUAAUCUACUGAUGCAUGUAUUUAUACUGGCAUUUAUUUCAUAAGUACAUGUAGUUAAUGAGAAUUUAAUCUGUACAUUGCUUGGUAUGUUUUUUUUACUAUGUAGAGCUUCUCAGGUAUUGAGAAUGAUUCCUUAAUCAUCUACAUUUUCUAAAUACUGUGUAUUUAAAAGUUUAUUUAUUGAGUUUUAGCUUAUUUUCCAGCAUUGCUCACCAUUUAUUAUGUAGAUAUUAUUCUUUGGAAGAACUAUUGAGCUGAGUUUACUUUUUUUGUAAAAUUAUUUUAGACAUAUUAAAAUGAGUUCCAUAUAUACUUUUAUUGUAUAGAGUGACAUAAAAUGCAAACAUUUUAGAAGUGGCAUUGCCACAAAUAUGUAAUUUUCAGUAAUCUUCACUGUUUUGUGAUGGGGUGUGGAGUUAGAGCUUUCCGCGGCAGGAAAACGUCAUCAUUGGAUUCCAUGAUAACCGUCUGUAACACGUGUGAAGUGUUCUUAAUGAGGGACAUACUCAUCAACCUCAAAACGAGGCAGGGCAUGACCUGAUGUGACCGUUGCUAUGGAAAUCACAUAAUCAACAAGUGCUAUCAUUAAGUUGAAACUUGGUGUAAAACAAUCUUGUUAUAUAUUGCUUUUUGACAUUAAAUUUUUUGUUUCCAACACA
Saccostrea echinata is the source of this 3086-nucleotide messenger RNA. RefSeq names its product thioredoxin reductase 1, cytoplasmic-like. The transcript has 19 exons. The coding region runs from base 141 to 1925 and encodes 594 amino acids. Gene Ontology annotation, molecular function: thioredoxin-disulfide reductase (NADPH) activity; flavin adenine dinucleotide binding; glutathione-disulfide reductase (NADPH) activity. Lineage: Eukaryota; Metazoa; Mollusca; Bivalvia; Ostreida; Ostreidae. The record is from RefSeq and is a predicted model, not a curated record. Gene Ontology annotation, cellular component: mitochondrion; cytosol. Gene Ontology annotation, biological process: cell redox homeostasis; cellular response to oxidative stress; glutathione metabolic process.